AUGAUGUCCCAUCCUAGCACUGGUUUCGCCUUUCAGACCACGUCCGCAAUGGCUACCGUCAGCAGCACCAGCGGAGGAUCCCAAAGGGGAGGCGGUCAUCAUGCUGCAGUCCAGCACACUCCAGGCAACUUGCCAUUGGUGGCUCAACCUGGUCGUUAUGAUAUCCUCUGUGGACGAGGAAAGGUCUGCGUUGACAACGAAGGCAAUCAAUUGUACAGGACUGUCAUCGAGAGUUUUCGUGAUCAGUAUGCCCAAGCACUCACAAAGUAUGACAAGAGUCAAGUGAUCCGAAAUGGAGUUUAUCAGUAUCUGAAGAGCGUCCCCUGUCGCUUCCUCAGGUACAACAAGAAGCAGCAGGCUUGGGAGGAACUCUCUGCUGACAUUAUUCAUGACAAAAUAGGUCACGCACUCCGCUUUGCCAACAGAGAAAAGCGUAAGGGGAGCACGUCUCCACGACCUGCUGAUAGUGAAGCUAUUCUUGGCGCCGUCUGUACAGGCAGCAGUGCAAAGCAAGGAGGUUCUCCACUCCUCCAAUCCAGCUUGCCUCCUUGCAGUAGGAUGGCUCAAGCACCUCAAGCACCUCCCAAGAGUUCCACCAUGGCUGUAGUGCCCCACCCACACCCUUCCAAAGAGGCUCUCCCUGGCGCACUGUGUUAUCUAGGUGGCCACUUCUCCACACAGUCAGCCCCAGCCAUCAUGUCUGCCAGUGACAUCCCUAACGGAACCCCAUUUGGCAGUUCCUUGGCUUCGUGGGCCACCGCGUCCUCUCCCCAAAUAGUGUUUUCCCAUGUCGCUUCGAGCAGUCAAGCUGCUAUUGUUUCCAGCAGUCAAACGACGAUCGCCACCACCACUGCCCAGGCACCAACCGCAUCAACUUCCGUGCAAGCCUCCAGCAACCUUUUCCAGUUCAUUAGCUCUGGUGGUGUGGAUUCAAGAAGUCAUAGGAAACUAGGGGGUGCCGCCACUAGGGCUCUGAAUGCAACGGUUUCGACCCCUUCUGCCCAGCCCAACCAGUCACUCCACGCAGCUCUCCACGCUGAAAAUGUUGGCUCUUUAGUCAACCAGACCAGCAGUGCGAAUGACGCUGUUGAUACAUUGGUCAAUGAGUGGCUGUCUGCCACUGCUAGAGAUAGAGAGCUACUGUGCCCUUCUUUGGGGGCUUUGGACUCAUCAUUUCAUGUGCUGGAGACUCAUGCAGAGACCCACGAAAACAGCGCAGCUACUGUCUUUGAAAGCUCAGGAUUCAUGCCUCCGCAGGAUUCCGUAGGUAGCAACGGCAGUCAGCAACAAUCAAAGACUGAUUUCCAGCAGCACUUUUCGCAGGUCGAGGACAACCCGGGCCUUUUGAGGUUUUCCCAUUGCUCGACGUUUUUGGGGGACAGCGAAAACUAA
Seminavis robusta is the source of this 1392-nucleotide messenger RNA. The record is from the annotation of a GenBank genome assembly. Lineage: Eukaryota; Bacillariophyta; Bacillariophyceae; Naviculales; Naviculaceae.